Trichobilharzia szidati is the source of this 1116-nucleotide messenger RNA. The record is from the annotation of a GenBank genome assembly. Lineage: Eukaryota; Metazoa; Platyhelminthes; Trematoda; Strigeidida; Schistosomatidae.
AUGAUCGAGGAUACUCGACAAAAAUUACGCGAAUUAGCUGACUCGAUUGUCAGCAGAGAAGCAGCGAUUAAAGAGCUGCAAGAAAAGAUUAUUGAAGAAAGUUCAGAUACAGGCAACAGAACCAUUGAGAACUAUAUCAGCUGUUGGAGAAAGUAUUAUGAAACCUACUUUGGAUAUGUAUUAUUCCAAAAUGCCGACAACGGACCUGUGGAGUAUGGUACCUUCACUGUGGACCAUUCUGUUCAACAAUGUUUCAAGGAAGAGGCUAAGGCUCACGAAGCUCAGUGGCAAUCAGUAUCAGCAACAGUUAACUGUGAACUUUAUGAACCAUCAGGAAACAAAAAAGAUCUUCAGGAAGUGAAGAAGUUAAUACGAAAAUCAUACCAUGACCAAAUGCAAUUUGGUGAUAGCAUUUUGUUCAAGAAAAUUCAUGAAACUACCCUUAAGAACUUGAAACGUAAGAUUUAACUACUACCUCAUGCGAACUCCCACAUUGCAUCUUUCAAAAGUCAAUCAUGAGAGAAACUGUCAUCUCAUCUUUUUGGAUAAAUGUGUAUAACUGAAACUGAAAUGCAGUCCACGUGAAAACAGUAUUAUUUGUAUUUUGAACACCAGUGACAAGAGUUGUAGGUAUCGGUAUCAUGUAAUAUCAUAUCAUAUGGAAUCACGCUUAGUAUUGUGAAGACAAUCAUUCAGUGUAUCUCAGAUUUGGCAUUCACAAAACUCAAGCGACGACUUCUUCACAGCUGAACACUAGUUGUGGCCAAGUCGAUUCGAACCAUGUCAGACAUUCCCAAUACACCCUCACUGACAGCCGCACCCACACCCACACAAGCAUUAGUGCGAAUAACUGCAUUUGAGAUAUCUGAAAUAUAAUGCAUGGAUCAGGAUGACUGGAGUCACUAACUCUCAGUCAUUCUGGGUAUGGAAUGAUGCUCGCAACAGGCGUUGCUUGAUCUUCUACUCCUAAAGUUAACAUCGGUAGUCAAAACUUAUCGAUUCAUUCGUGUCUCUCCCAAUACUCGUGACAUUCGGUCUUGUUUACUGCAGCAUAAAAUCAUAAAUUCUCAACUGCUUUUAUUUUCUUUACAGGAGUAGGAGGAAGAAACUAGAGAA